GCUCCAAGGGCACAACAAGAAACCCCCCAAACGAAAAAAAAACCCCCCCCUUUCGCUUCGUUGCCUCUCGCCUCUCUCGCCGACUGUCCGAGCGCAGGCCUUCAUCUCCAGCUCCGGCUCCAGCUCCCGUUCAUAAGCCCCGGCCGGCCCCCUCGACGUUGGCGAUUCGCCAUGCCAUUGAUGUGAAGCUUAUGCGACUUCGCCCUCAGCCUUGUGCGAACAGCAUCGCCAACGGCAUAACAAGCGCUGUUCUUCGGACUGCCGCCACCCACCGCCGAUUGUACCCUGUGGUGUGGCAGGCCGCGGUCAGGCCGCAAUCGCAAUUGACUGCAGCGCCGACCCUGGCGCGACAAUAUUAUGAGCUGAGCCCCGACUCGCCUGUUUCCGCGUUUUCUGGUCCUUCCGGUGGUAUAUCUGAUACCACCACCACCAUGCCUGAAACCAUGCCCAGCAACAAAAACAAGCGGCCAGCCUCAAGCAGCGCUGCGACAUCAAGUGCCUCCAAGAAGAGAAAGAUGGAAAAUGUUCAGAAAUACUACUCCGUGCAAGCGGGCUUCGUCCCUGGGGUGUACUUGACGUACGCGGAGUGCCAGGCUCAGACGGCUGGAUUCAAGGGCGCUUCAAAUCCUUUCUCUCAAGAGAAGACGCCGAAGCCUUCGCCGCUGGGAAGAAAGUCGCUGUGGCAGAUGAGCCCGAAAAGUUCUACGCGGUUGCCGUUGGCGACCCGACAGGCAUCUUCACAGACUGGUCGGAAGCUCAAAAGGCCAUCACGGGCAUCAAGGGUCCCAAAUACAAGCGUUUCUCAACUAGGGCAGAGGCCGUGGCAUACAUCCGACAAUUUGGCAAUAAGGAGGCGAUAGAGGCAUUGGGAGAGAAGGUGGAGCCUGUGCAGAAGGUGGAGGUUGAAGAACAGCUCUUCACUAUCAAGAAGUUCACUCCCAUCAUUAGGGACAAUGAGAUUGACACUAAGCCUCGAG
Trichoderma asperellum CBS 433.97 is the source of this 977-nucleotide messenger RNA. The record is from RefSeq and is a predicted model, not a curated record. Lineage: Eukaryota; Fungi; Ascomycota; Sordariomycetes; Hypocreales; Hypocreaceae.